This is a messenger RNA of Rubroshorea leprosula, 350 nucleotides long. Lineage: Eukaryota; Viridiplantae; Streptophyta; Magnoliopsida; Malvales; Dipterocarpaceae. The record is from the annotation of a GenBank genome assembly.
UAGGGAGAACAACGUAAGCUAAAAUGAGGAAUUUCUCAACCUUUGUUCUUCUUGUUAUUGUUCUUUGGGCCGUUUGCGGAAAUGGACCAGUGGUGAUGAGUGAAGACACCUGUGAAAAGAGGCUACUUGGUUCAGAUUUUUCACCUGACUACUGUACUGAAGAACUGUGUGCUGGUAACUGUUAUAAUGUAUACGGGGAUACUGCUGUGGGGACAUGUAUUAAAUCUGAGGAAUGCUAUUGUAGUUUUCCUUGUUAAUUUCAUCCCAUGUUGAAAGAGCUUGAAAGGCAGACAAAUUUAUAACUUCAUCUCUUACGCAAAUUUACUCGAAAAUAAAGAAUAAAAAAUUAU